Pteropus alecto (black flying fox) is the source of this 538-nucleotide messenger RNA. RefSeq names its product neurturin (gene NRTN). Lineage: Eukaryota; Metazoa; Chordata; Mammalia; Chiroptera; Pteropodidae. The transcript has 4 exons. Gene Ontology annotation, molecular function: glial cell-derived neurotrophic factor receptor binding; receptor tyrosine kinase binding; growth factor activity. Bases 78 to 449 code for a protein of 123 amino acids. The record is from RefSeq and is a predicted model, not a curated record.
CUCGGUCGCCACUGACGGGCAGUCGGGCGUCCCAGCAGACGGAGGCCGUCUGACCACCCCGUGCCCGCAGGCUGAGGAUGCAGCGCUGGAAGGCGGCGGCCUUGGCCUCAAUGUUCUGCAGCUCCGUGCUCUCCAUCUGGAUGUGUCGAGAAGGCCUGCUCCUCAGCCAUGGCCUUGGACCUGCAUUAGCCCCACUGCGCCGGCCACCUCGAACCCUGGAUGCCCGGAUCGCUCGCCUGGCCCAGUACCGUGCCCUGCUGCAGGGCGCCCCGGACGCGGUGGAGCUGCGCGAGCUGACGCCCUGGGCCGGGCGGUCCCCGGGCCCGCGCGUGCGCGCGCAGCCCUGCUGCCGCCCGACGGCCUACGAGGACGAAGUGUCCUUCCUGGACUCGCACAGCCGCUACCACACGGUGCACGAGCUGUCGGCGCGCGAGUGCGCCUGUGUGUGACCCUACCUCACAGGGCCGGCCAGACGGCGGCCAUUCCCUCCCCGCCCGCGAAAGCCCCGCCCGACGACACUCACCGUGCUGCCUGGCAC